AGGAAAAGAGAGAGAGAAAAAAAUCAGGUCCCAAUCCCCCUCCAUCCAACCCUCCCUUCCCCCAUCCUUCGUGAAAAACUAGAGUUGCUGUCCGAGAGUUCCUCAGUCUCCAGAAAGCAGCUGAAGGCUUUCAGAGCCAUGCUACUGCCCCAGACCCCGUGAACCCUUGGACAGGAGCUCGCUACUGGGCUGAGCAGGGUCCUGGACACUGGGGAUCCGAAACCACAGGAGGAGGCCUUAAUACAAGAGGGAUACAGGAGAUGUGUGCAGCUUUAAGGACUUUUAGGGAGCCACUGGGAGAAUAAGGAAUCACGGAAGACACCAAGAACAAGUGGAGCACAAGGAUCUUAACAGAAUACUAAGGUCAGAAGACACCAGGGUGAAGCAUUGGAUUUUCCACUUCGUGGAGGUGGAAGAAGAGAAGUAUAACCAACUAAAAGUAGGUGAGGUGAUAACAGAAGCAACCAUGAGAGACGUAACAUUGUGUAUGGGCAUCAUGCUCUGCCUCUGCGUUUGUUUGUUCGGCAAGAGCCACUCAGGAAAUGCACUCAUGCAAUCUCGACCACGACGAGCACCUGCCGAUGACUCCAAGAAGUGCUCCUACACUUUCCUGGUGCCCCAGCAGAGGAUCACAGGUCCGAUCUGUGCCUCUGCCACCGGGCCCGAGCCAGACAAAGACCGGGUGACACGUAUGGACAUUGCUGACGUUCGGGAGGUCCUAUCCAAGCAGCGGCGGGAGAUUGAGAUGCUGCAACUAGUGACGGACGUAGACGGGAACUUGGUAAAUGAGAUGAAGCUUCUGCGCAAAGAGUCUCGUAACAUGAAUUCUCGAGUGACACAGCUCUACAUGCAGUUGCUUCAUGAAAUUAUCCGCAAGAGGGACAACUCACUAGAACUGGCGCAACUGGAGAACCGUGUGCUGAACGUCACCACAGAGAUGCUGCGACUGGCCUCCCGUUACAAAGAGCUGGAGCUACGUUUUGCAGGCCUUGCUGGCACAGUUAACAACCAAUCUGUGCUUAUUGCCGCCCUGGAGGAUCGUUGCCUUCGUGGAUAUGGACGUCAAGAUCUUCCUGCAGUUCCACCGCUGGUGCAGGUGGUGCCAGAGAGCAUUCCCGCGAACAACAAUCGCUUCACCAAUGAGAUUCAGAGAGACAACAACAACAGAGCCUUUCCUAGAGGAUCACGAAUGGAUGCCCCAACACCUGACCCACUGGGAAUCCCACCACUGCCACAGGGCACCCUUACAUCUGAUGGCCCAUUCAGAGACUGUUUCCAGGUGCGGCAGGCGGGACACAGCACCAGUGGGAUGUAUCUGUUGAAGGCAGAGGGCGGUGAUAGACUGAUUCAGGCCUGGUGUGAACAUAAAUUAGACAACGGAGGCUGGACCGUUUUUCAGCGAAGGAAAGAUGGCUCUGUCAACUUCUUCAGGAACUGGGAGAACUAUAAGAAAGGCUUUGGGAACAUAGAUGGAGAGCACUGGCUGGGCUUGGAGAACAUUUAUAAUCUAGCCAAGCAGGGGGACUACAAAUUGCUGGUGGAGCUGGAGGACUGGGUUGGAAAGAAGGUGUAUGCAGAGUACAGCAGCUUCCAUCUGGAGUCUGAGAGUGAGGCCUUCAGACUGAGACUGGGCAGCUACCAGGGCAAUGCAGGAGACUCCCUCACAAGCCACAAUGGAAAACCCUUCACAACGCUUGACCGGGAUAAAGAUGCCUUUACAGGAAACUGCGCUCAUUUCCAUAAAGGUGGCUGGUGGUACAACGCGUGUGGUCAAACGAAUCUGAAUGGCGUGUGGUACUCCGGUGGUGUGUAUCGCAGCAAGUUCCAGGAUGGGAUCUUCUGGGCAGAGUAUGGAGGCGGGUUCUACUCGCUCAAAUCAGUCCGUAUGAUGAUUCGGCCAAUAGACUGAGGUUCACCCCACGAUUUCAUCCUCAUAUCAAACCCACUUGAGUCUAAAUUGCUUGAAUGUACUCAUAAUUCACUCCAGCACUUAUUUAUAAUCACAUAUUCAUGUUUAUGAGGACUGACAUGUAUAGAACAGUACAGUCGUCAUUGGUACAGCACCGAUAAAAAUCAUGAAAAGGAGGAGUGCGUUUAUAUGGACCUCUGGUCCAUCCAAAUGCAGAGAGGAUGAACUAGUAAGAACUACAAGUUGGAGCUGGAUGACAACACGGUCGACUCACUUUUCCUUUACUGUUGCUCUUACAUUCUUCUCCACUGCUUGCUGUUCCUUCUGAUUCUUCGUGAUCGCUUGGACUGAUGACAUCAAAGCCUCAAUCAAAGGUAUUUAAAACAAAGAUCUUCGCAACCAAGCAAAUUUUGGCCUUUGGCUUCGGAAGCGUGUCUGUAAAAAUAAGGACUGGCACUGGGCUGAACUGUUCGCCAGGACCCGUCUGCAUUCGGGGGGUAAUGUUGGUCUGUAAAUAUACUUCAUGUUUUAUAUUUGUUCGUUGUUAUAAGAGUUAAUUUAAGGACUCACCACCAAUCUGCAGUAUUCAUUUGUUAUUUAUAUAUCAGUGAUCUGUAUUUUUGACAAUUAUACUCCUCCAAUCAUCCAUUUAUCCCUGAUUAUGAUGCACCACUGUGCUUUUGACAAACUUUUGUAUACUUUUAACAACAGAGAGAGCAUAUCUCAUUCGACUCCAGGGUUGUAAACACCGUGGAAACUGAAAGAGACAUGUCCCCCAACAUCUAUCUCAGAGGUCAAUAAGUAUGCAUUUUUCAUAACUAAAUCUUAAAAGCAGUGUUAUGUUCUUCAUAAAAUGACGUAUCUUCAACUGAAACAAGAUAUUCAGACAAAAAUGCAGGGCUGAAAUAGAUUCCAUUUGCUGGGAGUUGUCUAAAGUUGUCCAAAGUUGACGUUAAAUACCAUAACAGAGCCAAACCAAUUGUUCAUUUGUUAAAACGGUUGGUCAAGGUUAUCCAAUAGCCAGUGCAGCCUAAAUGAUGUCAAUUUGUUUGUUUCAGAGGAAAAUGAGCGAACGAUUACAUCUUAAAUGAAAGAUUCUGAAUUUAAUUUAUCAUUGGCCUUCUUUUAAUGAACGGGUAUAAAUCUAAACUGAAUUGGUUGUGCCAAACAGGAAGUCGAAUUGGAAUUAAAGGAAGUAGAUUGUAUUGAACUUAAUUAAUUAUGAAUAAACAAACAAAUAUUUGUCUGUAAGGCUACAAAACGCAUCGAAGGCCUAGGCUUUUUAUAACUUUCAGAUAUGCCUUUACAAAGUCUUGAUGAAACUUCAAGACACUUGUACUUAUAACAUAUGAAUUUCUAUUUAAACACAAUUCAUUUUAAUUCUACUUUUAAUUCUAAUUCGAAUAGCAACUCUGCAUCCUGUUUGUGAUGUGAUGUCAAAAGUAAAUAGCAAAGAUUAUUAUACAUUUGAAUUAUGUGCAACAAUGAAUUGGUCACAAUAAGAGCAUGAAUGAUAAUAAUGAAAGUAAAAGGGGUCUGUUUAGAUUUUUCAUUUGGUCGCCCAAUCUUUAAUAUUUGGUUAUUCCUCUGACUGGCUCAAAAACACACAUGCAAAGCCAGAAAAAACUUUGUAGUGCUGUAGAAUUUAUGCUAGACUUCCCUCAUGAAUAUACACAAAUACCUGUCUCUGUAGUCUCUGGUGAAAACACUUAUGCCUGAACGUAAUUUUGGUACAACCAAAUUUUUGUGUAAAUGAUUUCUGAAUCCACUCUGAAUAAAACAGCGUCCAAAAGUC
Carassius auratus (goldfish) is the source of this 3704-nucleotide messenger RNA. RefSeq names its product angiopoietin-related protein 1-like. Gene Ontology annotation, biological process: positive regulation of heterotypic cell-cell adhesion; blood coagulation, common pathway; platelet aggregation. The record is from RefSeq and is a predicted model, not a curated record. The transcript has 5 exons. Gene Ontology annotation, molecular function: protein-macromolecule adaptor activity; extracellular matrix structural constituent. Gene Ontology annotation, cellular component: fibrinogen complex. The coding region runs from base 467 to 1909 and encodes 480 amino acids. Lineage: Eukaryota; Metazoa; Chordata; Actinopteri; Cypriniformes; Cyprinidae.